UCAUCCUGACUAAAGCAUUAUGAAGAAAGAGCAAGUUGCUAACUGUCAGUUCUCGGUUUGGUAUCCUUUAUUUAAGAAACACACGAUUAAAAGCUUGAUUCUUCCUCUGCCUCAGAAUGUAAUCGAUUACCUUUUGGAUGACGGAACAUUAGUGGUUUCGGGAAGCAACGACAACAAUAAUCAACCUUCACAGAACAACAACAGCGGAUCAGAAAUCGAGGACGAUGUUCAGUGGUCUGACGAUGAGACAACAACCGUCGUCACGGCUCCAGAAUUCCCAGAAUUUAGCUCAGAAGUUCAGGAAGCUAUAAACUCCCUUGGUGGACGCGUCUUCCCUAAACUGAACUGGAGCGCCCCACGGGACGCUAACUGGAUUGCCCUGAAUAGCUCUUUGCAGUGUCAGAGUCUCAGCGAUAUCUUCCUCCUGUUUAAAAGCUCCGACUUCAUCACGCACGAUCUCACACAGCCGUUCCUUCAGUGCAGCGACGACUCUCCAGACCCUGUUAUACACUAUGAGCUCGUGCUGAGGAAAUGGAGUGAGCUCAUUCCUGGAGGGGAAUUUCGCUGCUUUGUGAAAGAGAACAAGCUGAUUGGAAUCUCUCAGAGGGACUACACACAACAUUACCAGCACAUCUCCAAACAGGAAGCGAGCAUCUCCUCAUCCAUCCAGCAGUUCUUCAGGGAGAACAUUCAGCACCAGUUCCCUAACGACGACUUUGUCUUGGAUGUGUACAGAGACAGCACGGGUCGCGUGUGGCUGAUCGACUUUAACCCGUAUGGCGAGGUUACAGACUCGCUGCUCUUCACGUGGGAGGAGUUAACAUCUGGAACCAAUCUUUCGUUACAGGAUGGUCCUGCUUUCCGUUACACCACCAGCGAAGUAACCGUCCAGCCAAGUCCGUGUUUGUCUUAUCGAAUCCCGCGAGACUUCCUAGACCUGUCCACUGGAGAGGACGCUUAUAAACUGAUCGAUUUCCUCAAACUGAAAAAAGGUCAACAGGAGGAGGAAGAGGAGGAAGAAGAGCCUCACUUAGCCAGUGUGUGAGAUUAACUACGUCUCAUACAUCAGGAACUCCCGUUUCCCAGCAUUCAUUUCUUCCUCUGUCAAAUCACUGGGAGCGUUUCCUUCAUUUCCCACCAUACAAAUGUACAUAGUGUAAACUUCCACAGGCUGCAGCAGGUGAUAUGGUCUUAUCCACAUCCACACAGCCUCUAAAACGCACCCGAGCCCGUUAGCGCACAACGAUGUAAUAUGAUAUUAACCUGUACACUUGUAAGUGUAAUAAAGUGGUUUGAUUUUGUUCUGAAUAAAAAGUACGUUCAUAUAAUUA
This is a messenger RNA of Neoarius graeffei (lesser salmon catfish), 1331 nucleotides long. It is a transcript of the gene cdc123, whose product is annotated as cell division cycle 123 homolog (S. cerevisiae). Lineage: Eukaryota; Metazoa; Chordata; Actinopteri; Siluriformes; Ariidae. The record is from RefSeq and is a predicted model, not a curated record. The transcript has 13 exons. Gene Ontology annotation, cellular component: cytoplasm. The coding region runs from base 20 to 1045 and encodes 341 amino acids.